Messenger RNA from Triticum urartu, 1723 nucleotides. Its product is annotated as alanine--glyoxylate aminotransferase 2 homolog 3, mitochondrial. Lineage: Eukaryota; Viridiplantae; Streptophyta; Magnoliopsida; Poales; Poaceae. The record is from RefSeq and is a predicted model, not a curated record. Gene Ontology annotation, cellular component: mitochondrion. Gene Ontology annotation, molecular function: transaminase activity; pyridoxal phosphate binding.
CCCCUCCCUCCACACCACACCCCGUCUCUCUCGUGAACCCUUCCUCCUCUCCUACACUCGACUCAAGGGAAGUGAAUCACAUCGGGUGAUCGCAACAUAUUGGAUUAUUCGUUCCAUUCAGGUGGGCAGUAGUGAUGCUGGGGGCUAGGAGAUCCUUCUCUAGGCUCGCUGCGGCGGUUAGGACGCCGGUGGACGUGCCGAGAAUGCCGGCGUUCGACCACGUGCCGCUGCCCUACGACGGGCCGAGCGCCGUCGAGAUCGCCAGGAAGCGCGCCGAGUUCCUCAGCCCCUCCCUGUUCCAUUUCUACUCCAAGCCCCUCAACAUUGUGGAGGGGAAGAAACAGUACCUCUACGACGAGCACGGGCGGCGCUACCUGGACGCGUUCGCCGGCAUCGCCACCGUGUGCUGUGGCCACACCCACCCCGACAUCAUCGACGCCAUCACCGCGCAGGCCAACCGCCUGCAGCACUCCACCGUGCUCUACCUCAACCACGCCAUCGCAGACUUCGCCGAGGCGCUGGCCGCCAAGAUGCCCGGCGAUCUCAAGGUCGUCUUCUUCACCAACUCCGGCACGGAGGCCAACGAGCUCGCCAUCAUGAUGGCGAGGCUGUACACCGGCUCCCACGAUAUCAUAUCUCUCCGGAACUCCUACCACGGCAACGCCUCCGGCACCAUGGGUGCCACCGCACAGAAGAACUGGAAGUUCAAUGUUGUUCAGAGUGGCGUGCACCAUGCUGUUAACCCGGACCCCUACAGAGGCGCCUUCGGCCCGGACGGCGAGAAGUACGCGCGAGACGUCAAGGAGAUCAUCGAGUUCGGCACCACGGGCCACGUCGCCGGCUUCAUUUCCGAAGCUAUCCAGGGAGUUGGUGGGAUCGUGGAGGUGGCGCCUGGCUACCUGCCCCUGGCGUACGACGCCGUGAGGAAAGCCGGCGGCCUCUGCAUCGCCGACGAGGUCCAGGUGGGCUUCGCGCGCGUCGGCAGCCACUUCUGGGGGUUCGAGACCCAUGGCGUGAUCCCUGACAUAGUCACCAUGGCAAAGGGCAUCGGCAACGGCAUCCCUCUGGGCGCCGUGGUGACUACGCCGGAGAUCGCGCAGGUCCUGACUAGGCGGUCCUACUUCAACACGUUCGGCGGCAACCCGUUGUGCACGGCCGGUGGGCUCGCCGUCCUCAAGGUGCUCGACAGGGAGAGACUCCAGGAGAACGCCUUCAUCGUCGGCGCCUACCUCAAAGACCGCCUCCGCGGCCUCCAGGAGAAGCACCAAAUCAUCGGGGACGUGAGGGGAGCAGGCUUCAUGCUUGGCGUGGAGCUUGUGACCGACCGGCAGCUCAAGACCCCGGCCAAAGACGAGAUUUGCCAGGCCAUGGAGCACAUGAAAGACAUGGGCGUUUUGGUCGGAAAGGGGGGCUUUUACGGCAACGUGUUCAGAAUCACUCCCCCGCUGUGCUUCACCAAGGAAGAUGCUGAUUUCUUCGUCGAUGUGAUGGACAUAGCGCUGUCAAAGCUCUGAGCUUCCCAACCAGCACUUGCGAUGGGCUCCCUGCCAUGUCGAAGCAACUCAACUUUCCACCUGAGUUUAACGGAAGUAGCCGCAGUUUACUUCUGUGUUUACCUUACGUCGUGUAGUGAAGCAGACGAAAUUUGGCCUGAUGCAACUUGUAUAAGACCUUUACUUUGUUGAAAUAUAUUAACCGCCUCUCUCCAUCAGUUCAGACUUUU